This is a messenger RNA of Racocetra persica, 1104 nucleotides long. The record is from the annotation of a GenBank genome assembly. NCBI's taxonomy places the organism in Eukaryota, Fungi, Glomeromycota, Glomeromycetes, Diversisporales, Gigasporaceae.
AUGUCAGUGGUCGGUUGGACAAAGUUAACGUUAAACGAGUUAAGGGAUUUGUGUUUGUCUUGUGGUUUAGAUACGCUUGGUAAUAAAGAUGAGCUAGGGGAGAGAUUAAAUACCCAUUUUGAUAAGAAAAAAGGGAAAUUACCAUUGAAUUUGAAUGAUGCCGAUAUAGAGGGAGAUUUUGUUUCUAAAAAUGAAGAAUCUUUGGAAUUAGAGUCAUAUUUGGGCAGUGAAUAUAAUUUCAGAAAACAAGCAGGAAGUACAUCUGGAAUAUCACACUUGAGGAAUAAGGAUCCAAGUAAGAAGAAUAAUCAGCAUGUUGCUGAGGAAGGAAAGAGAGUAAUAAAAAAGAUGGAUGCGGUGCCGGUUGAUGUGUUUCUUUCUGCCUUGAAUAAUAUAGAAAGAAAGAUUGAUUAUAAUUUUGAGGCAUUGCAAGACCAACAUUUUAAAGAAACGGAACAAAAAAGUUUGCUGAGCAAAGCUUGGCCACGGGUUAAGUUGGAAAAGCCCUAUGACAAAUACGAAUAUGAUUUUUUGAUUGGGGUUGGAAAACAGCUUGAUAAGGCCAUAGGAAGACUAUCCGAAUAUGAUCAAAAAGAAUUUAUCGCUAUUAGGGAGGAAAUUGAAUCAUGUGCAGUUACUCUUCAGUUGGUGAAUGAUAGAGGAUGGAAGGUGGCAUUACAAGUGGUUGGAGGAAAUGACAAGAUGAUGCAAAAAUAUAAAGACCAAAUUGGAAUGGUAACAAGCGCUUUACCUUCAAUAGGAGCAAAUACUUGGAACUACAGUAGAAAGUUUUUUAAAAGAAAUUAUAGGAAGUCACAAAUUAAAAGAAAGUAUAGGGUAGAGUCUGCAUCUACUUCUUCGGAAUCAGAAUCGGAGGAAAGGAAUGCAAACAAAAUUGAGCUUGAAAGAGGUCAAUGUAGAGCAAUCGGUAGUGGGAAAGAUUCAUCGAAUUUCAUCUCAAGCGUAUUGACGCCAAAAAAUCAAGCCCUCGCCGGUAAUUUUGGACUGGUUAAAGUAUGGAGUACCGCUUUGGUCAAAAGAGGUUAUGCCUUUAGCAGUAAAACCAAAUCUGAAGCAGUAUCCGAUUACUACAGAACAGACAGA